Psilocybe cubensis is the source of this 384-nucleotide messenger RNA. RefSeq lists its product as uncharacterized. The record is from RefSeq and is a predicted model, not a curated record. Gene Ontology annotation, molecular function: RNA binding. NCBI's taxonomy places the organism in Eukaryota, Fungi, Basidiomycota, Agaricomycetes, Agaricales, Agrocybaceae. The transcript has 4 exons. Gene Ontology annotation, cellular component: precatalytic spliceosome; nucleolus; U4/U6 x U5 tri-snRNP complex. Gene Ontology annotation, biological process: mRNA splicing, via spliceosome; ribosome biogenesis; maturation of SSU-rRNA. Bases 1 to 384 code for a protein of 127 amino acids.
AUGGCCGACGAAUCUCAUGGAAGGGCUUGGCCUUUGGCUGAUGCUGACCUUACCAACUCUAUUCUCGAGCUCGUCCAACAGGCCGGUCAGUACAAGCAGUUGAAGAAGGGUGCUAACGAAGCCACCAAGACUCUUAAUCGUGGUAUUGCUGAAUUCAUCAUCUUGACCGCGGAUACCGAGCCUCUUGAGAUUCUCCUCCAUCUUCCUCUUCUUUGCGAAGAGAAGAACGUACCCUACAUCUUCUUGCCUUCCAAGGCUGCCCUCGGCCGCGCCUGCAACGUUUCCAGGCCAGUCAUUUCUGCCAGUGUGACCACUGGAGAAUCCAAGGAGUUGUCCUCGCAAAUUAUCGCUAUCAAGAACGCUAUCGAGAAGUUGAUGUACUAG